Messenger RNA from Schistosoma rodhaini, 2341 nucleotides. Lineage: Eukaryota; Metazoa; Platyhelminthes; Trematoda; Strigeidida; Schistosomatidae. The record is from the annotation of a GenBank genome assembly.
CUGAAACAAGCGCACUUAUUCAAACUAUAAAAUCCAUAAAUAACUACCAAACAAACUGGAAUCGAAUGACUAGACCACCUUCGACUGGACAUCAUCAUAUGCAUAUAACCGUACCAAACCAACAAAAAGCAAGCAUAAAAAACCCAUCGGUUUAUAUCAGCUCGUAACAGAGAUACUGGUGUUAUCAAGGUCGUUGCUACAGUUGCAGUCGAACGAUAUAUGCCGGUGAAUUAAAAAUGAACUCUCAAAAUGAUGAGACUAAGUAUUUGUAUCAAAAAAGGACAACAAUUGUGUCGCUGCUGAGCACGAGAUAGAAAGUGAACGGAGUGACAUAAGCUCUGUAAUUAAAAAUAUUUCUAUCGAUCCUCAAAAUUCCGAUGUUGAGAGAAACAGUCUUUUGGACAUUGGAGCCAUCAAAGUUCCGGAUUAUUUUGAUAAUGAUUUAACUGCUAAUAAUAGCAUUUCUGAAACCAAGGAAAUGGACACCAGACAUGAAGAGUUACUAAAUUCUCCUGUGAAUGAGAAUCUAGAUCAGUUAAGACUAGACAGUGAUGGUCAUAUAACUGAACAAGAAACUGGACCACAUUUUACGGAAAUCCUUGAAGACAAACAGAACACUAUUGAACUACAAGAAAGUCAUGAGGAGAUACAUCAUGUUUCUAAACCUGAGGAAUCUAAUGAACUUGGUCCUUCGUUUUCAGAAUCUCAUACGACUGAUAAUAACGAAUGUACCAGAAGUCAGGCAGAAGUAGCAGAAGAGUUCAGGAGGCGCGAGGAGUUGGUGGAAAAGUACAGACAAUCCUUAAACGAACAGAAAGCCGUCAAAGAUUUGAACCUUCAGCUCCAAACAAAGUUAGCUGAAUACUUUAGACGUAAAAAAGUUGAAACAUCUGAUCAACAGAGUACACGGUUAAGCAUUAGCGGUACUGUGAGUGAUUCUACUAUAGAUUAUGAGCAGAAAUAUAUCAAAUAUAUCUCAAGUCUCUUUGACCUUCGUCACCAGUGUAAAGUAAUGCAAUCUUCUUAUACUGAGCAGAUUAACGAGAUGAAAACCUUGUGCCAAAAGAAACAAGAAGAAGUUGAUAAGGCAUAUCAGGAUUUUAUGGAAUUUAAAUAUAACGUGGGAAAGAAGGCGAUAAAUACCCGAACCGGGAAACCAAUAAACUCUAAAGAACUUUCUUCUAUAUUUACAACCGAAAAAAAUAAGGAAGCUAUGGUCAGAGAAGUUAGGUUAGAAAACAUAAAGCUAAAAAACCAACUCUCAAAGGCUGAAGCGCUACUAAAGUCAAAAGAUGAACUAUCAGAAGGCUUGCAUCUAAUUGAUUUUGAGCAGUUAAAAAUCGAGAAUCAAACAUUUAAUCAAAAAAUCGAGGAAAGGAAUGAAGAGCUGAGUAAAUUAAAACAGAAAAUUUCGGACACAGUUCAAAUAAUAACUCACAUUAGAGAAAAACUUCAAGCUGUUCUUGACAGUAAUGCCUGUCAAAAGAAAAUACUUGAUAGUAUUGAUAUGGAUUUGUCACUAAACAAAGACCACCUAACGAAAAUUAAAAAGGCUAGAGAACUUCUUAAAACUGAGAAUGCCAAACUUCGCCGAUCAUGCGGACUUUUGGGAAAAAAUGCCUUAUUACUGAACUACGAAGAUUCAUUUGACUCUGUAGUAAACAAAAGACAGUCUCUGGAAGAAACAAAACGUAUUACUGCAAACUACCGACUUCAGACAAAGGCUUUGGCUCAAAAGAUUAAGAACUUGCAACACAAUAGGACAGCUUUCUGAACUUUAUUAUUUAUUUCGUAGGGUUUAGUUUUGUUGUUGAUGAUUUUCCAUAAACUUUUGAUGAUAGAGUGUGCUAAGUAUUUAUUCACUCAUAUGACAAAUAACUUUAUGAGUCAGAGUAAAGAGCAGCUUAAAUCAGCAUCUAUUAAAAAACUUAAUAAAUGUUUACGAGCAUAAUCUGAUAGUUUUUUUUUAUUUUGACAUAUCACAAAAUACGCAAUGUUUUGUAUCAAUACAUUUUGUCGGUUAAAGAUGGUAUGGUUUGAAACCGAAAAAACCAAUCAGUUAUUUUUUGCAAAAAUUCAUGAAUAAAUGUGAUUUUGUAUUAGCAUAACUAGUUAAAUUAACAAUAAUAAAAGCGUCGAAUGAAUUUGGAUAGUCUCUCGGUUUUAGGAGACAUGUGUUCCUAGUUGAAUCAAACAAUAGCCGGCGAAACAUCGUUUAAUACUUUCCAUUUAGGGUGACAUUUAUUUUUAUUCAAGACUUUAUGUACUUGAGUCGCUAAAUUAAAUUCUUUAUCAUGCCUAUAAUUUUUGUUGUACAUCAUUACUUUAUAAUAUCUCUAGG